Messenger RNA from Anisakis simplex (herring worm), 573 nucleotides. NCBI's taxonomy places the organism in Eukaryota, Metazoa, Nematoda, Chromadorea, Rhabditida, Anisakidae. The record is from the annotation of a GenBank genome assembly.
UUUGGUUGGUUCGUGUUGAAAGUGGUGUUCGCGGUAAAUUUAUCCCAAAUAAUGAGUGGCAGUUGGUUUUCUGGAUUCGAGGAUUUCGACGAAGAUCUCGUUAUGAUACCUGAGAUUGUUGAUAUUGCAACAGAAAGAUUUCUGCACGAUGAAUGUUUGUCGCAGCUAGCACUUGAGAUCAGAAUAGAGCCUCAAUCAAUGAAUCGGAGACGAAUGACUGUACGUGUGGCGCCGAAGGAAGAAGUUUUCAGCAAGCCAGGAUGUAACUGUGAAAAAAUGAAUCUGGAAUUGAAACGACAGCAUAAUUUGCAUAGGGCAUUCGAUAAAGUUAGAGAACACUUGGUCGAGAUGCGACCAGUGAACCCGUAUCCCACAUAUGCACGAUAUUCGAAGAAAUCUUUCGAUGAAUUUGGUCCUACUGGGAGAGCUCCACCAAUGCGAUCGUUGAGCGUUGAUAGUGCCACAACAGCGCAUCAAUUUGAAGAUAUUAUGCAACCUUCUCAAGCCUCGUUCUCGCACCAAACUCUUUCUGAGCACGUCAGCGAUAUCGUUUCGCAUCGAUCUGAUCAAUAA